GUGAACCUCCUCCGCCUUACUCCAGUAGGGUUUCUCGAAACAUCGCACUCAGAUUCUGCUCUGCAAACUCCGAAUCUUGUACCGGAGCUCGUGUCUUCUUCUUCGUUGCCGGAAGUCCUUUCCGAUGAUGCUGUUUUCUCGAAUCGCCGUUCGGAAUCGGAGCGAAGUCGAUGCGAGCAUAUUUCUUCUGAUAGCUGGCGGAGAAUAAAGUGUUGGUAAUGGGGACCACUAUUCACUGGUUGUGAAUUUGGAGGAAAGUGAAACCCUAGAAUUUCGCUUCUGGGUUUUAGUGCAUUACUUUACCAUAGUGGCAUAUAUGUUAGUUGAUGAUAACAUGGAGAAGACUAUUUCUGCUGAGGAGAUUUAUCAAAGUGGAAGUGCUAAUCUUGUUACCAAGUCAGCAGGACCAUCCAUUAAGAUUGACUCAAUUGUUAUAGAUCUUGUCAAUGCAAAUAGCGGGAUUGAUUCAGAGAAGUGUGAGCAUUUUUCUCUACGUGGGUAUGUAUCUGAAGUUCGCAGCAAAGACUGGAAGAAAUGUUGGCCAUUUGCCUUGGAUAGCAUCCAUAAUAACUCUGAGGAACGAAGCUGUGAGCUUCCUCCUUUAGAUGUUCCAAAGUUCAGAUGGUCAUCUUGCCAAAACUGUCUGCGUCAAGUUGGUGCCAAACACAUUGCAAAUGAAGAUGGUGCUCUUUGUAAUACAUUUGGUAAAUUCAAAUCUUUUGGCAGCUGUCGCCAUAGGGAUGCUACAAUGCUGUCAUCAGACUUUCAGCAGGCUGCAAACUUAAAUAUUUAUGAAUCAAGACAAACUGAUGCUAAUACUUCUUUGAAUGUGAAUGGAAAUGGCUAUCGUCAUUUGUUAUGUGGUGAUAAGGGAGAGAAGAAAACUAAAAUUGCAAUUAGUUCCCCAAUGAUAGGGCAUGCUACUGGAUUGGGAGAGACUCUGAAGGAUCUUCCGAAUGUCGUGCAACAAAGAUGUCAGACAAAUCUAGCUUUCAGGUUGGAGUGCAAUGGAUCUCUGGAAAAUCACAAGCCUGACCCAGCAGAUCGAGUUGUUGAUGUUAAACUCAAUCACCUGGUUAAGAACAAUGCUGACAUGCUAAAUAGUGUGCCAGAUUCUAUCAAGAAUUGUAGAAGUAAACAUCCUUGCUUGGAAUUGGAUGAAUGUGAUUAUUUGUCAUCUGAAAGUGCUGAAAUAUUGCUUGGAUCUGCAUCUGGCAGUUCCCAUCGCAGAAAAACUCGUAAGGUGAAACUGCUAACAGAAUUGUUGAGUAAAAAUGGAGAUGAAAGAGCCAUUAUCAUGGGGAAAGAAAGUCCUCCAAAAAAUGCCACUCCUGCUGCAUCUACAGGAGAGAAAUCAUUUUCUGUUCCUCAAGGUCAGGUCACCAUCCGAGGGAAUGUUACAGGCAGUUUAGGACAGAACAGGAAAAGAAAGCUCGCUGAAGACAAAGACUGGAGAUGUGUGGAAAUGAACUCUCUCAAAACAGAAUGUAAGAAAAUUAGUAGUGUUAACAAAGGUGCAGGAAUCAUUGACACAGUUGUGAGUUCUGAUUUAGAAGGUGCACUUACUGGAGCUGGCUUGGAAACUGGUUUAAGGAGACAUUUGAUUAACCUCAAAGGUGAUGAAUGCCCUAUUAUUGGAAAAAAGAAAAAUAAAAGAGGUCAGAUUUCUGAUGAUCAUUUGUCCUUAUCUCCAUCUCGAGAAGACAUACAGGAGGAAACUCUGAAGAAGACAGGAGGUCUUAGCAAGAGCAAUGCUACUGAUGGCGUUUUGUUCAAUUUUGUGAAUACUGAAUUUACAACAAGGGAGGCUGAUCCUUUACCUGACAUAGAAAAGACAGAGAAAUAUAGUUUAUCCAAUAGGAAAAACAUGAUGCAUCCAGAUUGUGAAGGACAUGAUUUUCUAAUUCCUGGGAAUACUAGCAUGAUCAGAGAAAGUCUGACUUCAAGGCAAAAUGUAGAAGUUAGAGGAAUUGGGUCUAAUGCUGUUCCACUUACUGUGGUACAAGAUGCAUUAAUAGAAGAAGGGCUGCCUUUGUCUUUUAAGAAUUGCUUAUCCACUCAAAUAGUUGAUGGAAUUUCUCCAAUAAUGGAUGGAAUGGCCUCUCUGAUGCCUUGGCAAGAGGCCUUUUUUAAAGAUGAAAUUAUGAGGAAAGAUCUUAAGAUGAAUCAUGUGAGAGAUUCUAGCUUCCCACCUAAACCUGAACUUGAUGUGCAUCGUUUGCAAGGAUUACAUGUUGAUCUCGACAGUAAGAGAACCUCCUUUCCUAAUGAAAAGCUAAAAAGGCAUACACCUCAGGCUGAAUUUGGGAGUUAUUCUUUGCUGCAUCAAAUGCAUUAUUGUGGCGCUAGCAGCAAUGAGAAAACUGUGGGAAAUCAAGAAAAUUUACUUGUUACCAGGGAACAUGGCAACCACCAAGCUGAGAUGGUGUCUGAUCAAGGAGCUUUGGAUGACAUAACCAUGGAAAUUGUUGAACUCAUGGCAAAGAAUCAAUACGAGAGAUGUCUUCCUGAUGCCAAAACUGAUAAACAGUCAUCAAUAGCUACCAACAGUUUCAGAAAUCAUCAAAAACUGGAUCUUAAUAAAGCAUAUGGAAGUGAAGAGAUUAGCGGAUUAGAGGUUGACAACACUGAAAAACCAAUUCCUCGAGCCAGAAGUGGAAGGAUUGGCAAACGUACUACAGAUGAUAAUAUGGGAUCCACCAGAAAAAAGUCAACUGAUUAUUUCUCUCAAAUGGAUGUAAAGCAGUACAAAAGCCAAUUGGAACAAAGUUGUGCUCCCACAGGGUUUAGACUAUUCGCCCAAUUUGGAGGGAAGCCAUCAAAUGGAAUCCAAUGUUCUGAUACCAGUUCCAGCAGGCAUGGCAGUGCUCAGAAUUUUCGGUGGAGUGGGAAUAUGGUUGCGAACCAGCCUUCUCAUGCUACUACACAGGCAUUGGUAGUAUGUAAUGCAUGCCAAAGUGCUCCACAACAAAAAGGAGCUCAUCUUUGGCCAUCCAUGAUGCCAAAUCACCUCCCCUUUCUGUGUAACAUUCCACAGAAGGGUGCAGAUGAGUCAAUCAACACAAACGUGAAUUCACAUUGUCCCAGCAGCUUACUGAGGGGUAAUAUGAAUGGAGGUGGUGAUGGAAACUUUUUAAAUCCAAGUACUUCCAACUUUGAGAGGCAUAAUAGGAAGUUUGAUUCUGAAACUCUUAGAAGGAUCCCUCCUGAUUACCCAUUUGCUUGCAAACAUAAUGGGGUGAGGUCAAUGGAUCUCUAUUCUAAUGAGACCAUACCAGCCAUGCAUUUACUCGGUCUCAUGGAUGCCGGAUUUCAAUCAGGUGUUCCAGUUGAUUUGAAUGGAAACCAAAAAUUCCUUAGGCGAGCUUCCUUUCUUCACAAUCAUCACUCUGAAGAGUUCCCAGGCAUCAUAUCUGGUGGAUAUGGGACCAGAAAUGCUACAACACACCCGACAUCUGACUGUUAUGGUAAAAACCACCAGCUUCAAUAUUUCCAUGAACAUUUACCAGCAAUUCAAACAGUUGGUGCUUCUACCUCAUUUCAACAUGAUAGAACUUUAAAACAGGACUCCACUUUUCCUGUUCAAUUAUCUUUGAAAUCUCGGGAGAAAGAGAAAAGAAAGCACUCAGACUUACAAAUACAGAAUAGGAACCAGAGAUCACAGAAAACUGCUUCUAGUGGUGGCUUGAGCAUAACUUGCGGAACUAUUCCUGUUCGUAGUAUGCCCAAACUGAUACCUGGGACAGAAAACUUGAUGUUUCCCCCACAAUUUCAUGCUGUGGAUAAUGCAACUAAAUACAAAUUGAAGGCUCAGGCUGUGAGUGGAGCUGUUUUGCCUUCAAAAGGCAGUUCUAAGACUGGAAUCUGCAGUGGAGCUGAUUUGCCUUCGAAAAGCAGUUCUAAGACUGAAAUCUGUAGUUUUAACAGAAAUCCUGCUGAUUUUAGCAUGCCUGAAGCAGGAAAUGUAUACAUGAUUAAAGGUGAAGACCUAAAAUUUGGAAGGCGAUCUCCCUCUGGGAACAGGAGUGGGCUACUAAAAUUGAGUGGCACUAAGCAUCAAAGGAAGCUUAUUGCUACAUGAGAGCAUUUGCAAAAUCAAACUUCAUGAGGCAGUCAUUCACAUAUAUGCUGGUAACUCCUUGGAACUUCUAUUACCUGCCAUUUUUUCAAAUUAACUACCUCUUCCUUAAACCAAGUCAUGGGACAAGCCUUUCUGUGAAUUUCUCAAUCAGGAUUUGCUCGUAUCAUUUCAGCUUGCAUUCUCCAAGAUGUCUUGCUUGGCAGUACAAAAUGAGGACAACUUCUAAGCUUUACAGGUGCCAGAAAGAAAAUGCAAUAGUUGGAAAAUUGAGUGCCAAGUCAAUGUCUGCUGUCUGGACCAAAAGAUUGCUGUUAGACAUCUGAAUGCGAACCUGUUGGUUAUUUAACAUUUCCAAAGCUAAACCAUGGAGUACAUGCUGUGUGCAACGUAAGGCCUGUAAAUAUUGCUACGCUUUGACCUUGCACAGGUAAACAUACAAACCUAUUUAAUUGGAUACUGUCUGUUGUCUUCAAGAUUUUUGUAAAGCAUGGAUGCCCCUCAGUACUCAUCACGGGGCUUAAGUAAUGUAUUACUUAAGUUACUAAGCUUCAUCCCCAAGCUCAGGAAGUGGGAGUGGAAGUAGAUACUUUGGAUUUUAUCAGGUAUUCUAUUGUUUCGAAGCAUACGUCUGAAUAACCUCUCCCAAGGGGUAAUUAUUCUGUUGUAUUUUAUACCGUGGGAAAGGGACACUUCUUUUUUUUCUUUUUUUUCUUUUUUUUCUUUUUUAAUUCUAAGAUCUAGAUUGGUUGGAACAAAUGAAAAUUGAAUGUCUUU
Messenger RNA from Rubroshorea leprosula, 4855 nucleotides. The record is from the annotation of a GenBank genome assembly. NCBI's taxonomy places the organism in Eukaryota, Viridiplantae, Streptophyta, Magnoliopsida, Malvales, Dipterocarpaceae.